Danio rerio (zebrafish) is the source of this 2870-nucleotide messenger RNA. RefSeq names its product glycine dehydrogenase (decarboxylating) (gene gldc). The record is from RefSeq and is marked provisional. Gene Ontology annotation, cellular component: mitochondrion. Gene Ontology annotation, molecular function: glycine dehydrogenase (decarboxylating) activity; lyase activity. Gene Ontology annotation, biological process: glycine metabolic process; glycine catabolic process; amino acid metabolic process. Lineage: Eukaryota; Metazoa; Chordata; Actinopteri; Cypriniformes; Danionidae.
AGACAUUUAGCGGGUUUCACGGCGUGGAGGCUGGCUGAAACACUCUCCCCGUACAUUUCUAGUCAAUUUCUAAGUCAAGAACAUGCAGAGCUGCGCUAAAUCCUGGCGUGUUGUCAUCAGCAGGUCGGUGUCCGCCCGCGUGCCGUACAGCAAUAUCAGCAGAAAAGGGGACGUUUUUAACAAACUUAAAGCCACAACUGGAGAUGUGUCUGCAAAUGUGCGCUGUUUGGCCACCUCGCAAGUUUUGUGGUCCAGGAAGAUUGAACGAAUUCUGCCCAGGCACGAUGAGUUUUCCGAGAGACAUAUUGGACCGGGCGACAAAGAGAAAAGAGAGAUGCUCAACACUCUCGGAGUUGAGUCAGUCUCUCAGCUUAUUGAAAACACAAUUCCCCCAUCCAUCCGCCUGGGAAGAAGUUUGAAAAUGGACGAUCCAGUGUGUGAAAAUGAAAUCCUUGAUUCGCUUCAAAAGAUUGCGUCAAAGAACAAGAUGUGGAGGUCCUACAUCGGAAUGGGCUAUUAUAACUGCUCCGUCCCACCAGUCAUACAAAGAAACCUGCUUGAGAAUUCAGGAUGGGUGACCCAAUACACACCGUACCAGCCCGAGGUGUCCCAGGGCCGCCUGGAGAGCUUACUCAACUAUCAGACCAUGGUGUGUGACAUCACAGGGAUGGCAGUGGCCAAUGCGUCGUUACUAGAUGAAGGAACCGCCGCUGCAGAGGCCAUGCAGCUCUGCAACAGGCAAAACAAAAGAAGAAUGUUCUACAUCGACCCACGCUGCCAUCCUCAAACGAUUGCAGUUGUGCAAACUAGAGCCAAGUACGGAAAUGUGCAGUCUCUCCUCUAUCUUUCUCUUUAUCUCUAUUUUAGAAAGUUUAUGGUCAAAGUGUCCCGUUAAAGAGACGCAGCUGGCAAAGAGGUGUAUCGUCUGGCUCUUCAGACCCGAGAGCAGCACAUCCGCAGAGACAAAGCCACCAGCAACAUCUGCACAGCUCAGGCUCUUCUUGCCAACAUGGCUGCCAUGUACGCACUCUAUCAUGGUUCGCAAGGACUGAGGCACAUCGCAGAGAGAACCCACAAUGCAACACUGAUUCUCGCUGAAGGGCUGAAAAGAGCUGGGCACAAGCUGCAGCAUGAGAACUUCUUUGACACACUCAAGAUCAACUGUGGUGUUGCUGGAAAAGACAUUUUGGAAAAAGCCACGCAGCGGGAGAUCAACCUACGGGUGUACAGUGAUGGGCUGGUGAGGAAUUUACUGUAUAAUCCGGGCUCGUGCACAAUGAAGCUGAACAGUUCCUCAGAGCUCAUGCCAAUCACCUGGAGAGAGUUUGCAAACAUCCACCCGUUCGUGCCGCUGGAUCAGGCUGAAGGUUAUCAGCUGCUCUUCAGACAGCUGGAGAAGGACCUUUGUGAGAUUACGGGAUACGAUAAAAUCUCCUUUCAGCCCAACAGUGGUGCGCAGGGGGAAUAUGCAGGCCUGGCUGCGAUCAAAGCCUAUCUGAACUCCAGAGGAGAGUCUCAUAGAACUGUGGACAAACAUAAGGCCAACCUGGCUGCCAUAAUGAUCACGUACCCGUCCACCAACGGAGUGUUUGAGGAGAACGUGAGUGAAGUGUGCGAGCUCAUUCAUGAAAAUGGAGGACAGGUGUAUCUGGACGGGGCCAACAUGAACGCUCAGGUUGGAUUAUGUCGACCAGGAGACUACGGCUCGGAUGUUUCACACUUGAAUCUCCACAAAACCUUCUGCAUUCCUCAUGGUGGUGGUGGGCCUGGGAUGGGGCCUAUCGGAGUGAAACAGCAUCUUGCCCCCUUCCUGCCCAGUCAUCCAGUGGUGAACAUGCAGUCCAAUAAUGCAGGCAGUUCUCUGGGCACCAUCAGUGCUGCUCCAUGGGGCUCCAGCGCCAUCCUGCCUAUCUCAUGGGCUUACAUUAAGAUGAUGGGUUCAAAGGGUCUUGCACACGCUACAGAGGUGGCCAUCCUUAAUGCCAACUACAUGGCUAAACGACUGGAAAACCAAUACAAAAUACUUUUCAGGGGCACCAAAGGAUUUGUUGCUCAUGAGUUUAUUUUGGAUGUGCGGCCUUUUAAAAAGACGGCAAACAUUGAGGCAGUCGACGUAGCAAAGAGACUGCAAGACUACGGUUUUCAUGCACCCACCAUGUCGUGGCCUGUAGCGGGAACUCUGAUGAUCGAGCCCACCGAGUCGGAGGAUAAAGCAGAGCUGGACCGCUUCUGUGACUCUCUGCUGGCCAUAAGGCAGGAGAUCGCAGACAUCGAAGAGGGACGCAUGGACUCCAGAGUCAAUCCUCUGAAGAUGGCUCCUCACUCACUGGCCUGCAUUACCUCCAGCACAUGGGACAGACCGUACCCGAGAGAGUUUGCUGCUUUCCCCAUGCCUUUCGUAAGACCCGAGACCAAGUUCUGGCCCACCAUUUCAAGGAUCGACGACAUCUAUGGAGACCAGCACCUGGUCUGCACAUGUCCACCAAUGGACGUCUACGAGUCUCCAUAUGAAGAAAGAGCUUCCUCAUGACCAAAAUGAACCAUCAAUAUAUGAUCAUCGGUACGUUUCCAUUCGCAAACCAUGCACAAAUAGCUGGCCUGUCCUCCUCUGUUACUCUACUAAAUCCAAAUCUGAUUCAGAUACUGUAAUCGACCUGUAUAGGGGGGAGGGCGGUUCGUCGUUUUUUUUGUCGUUUUUAUAUUUUUAUUCGCUGUAUAAAAAAUAUUUGGGUGUUUUUGGUCUGUAUGUAGGCUUAACUUACUGGCACUGUUCUCAAACGUUAACCCUAAUUUGAAAGAUGUAAUGUACGUUUUCUAAUUAUUUAAGAAAUAGAGCCUGUUUGUAGCCAUUUAAUAAAUAUUUUAAAGAA